AUGGAUUCCAAGUUUGCACUGAUCUGUUUUCUUCUCUCUUCAAUUCUCUUUGUUACCAGUCAAGCUGUUCAACCAUAUGAACAAACGAGCCAACCGGAACAGUCAGGAAUCAACAUGGGGAAGGUAUCCAGCGUACUUUCCGACAAAGGGUAUCAGGCCAUGGCACUAACCCUAGGCACCAUUCUUGAGGCUGUGAUAUUUCCAACCCUAAACUUAAAUCACAGCACCAGUCUUACCCUCUUUUGCCCUAAAGACCAAGCUUUCUUUAACUCCAAGUAUGGACAGCCUCCGUUGACACUAUUUAAGUAUCAUGUUGUGCCGUUCAAGAUGGACAAAGAUUCAGUAGAGGCGUCUUUCGAUCAUGGUUCCAAAGUCGACACUCUCCUGCUCGAUCGUCCUCUCGUUCUUACAUCCCUGCCCACCGGCACUGGCGGAUACGCUUCUCUCAACCUAGUCAAAGUCACGGAGUGGGAUGUGUACAAUGACGGACGACUGAUUGUUAUUGAGAUUGAGAACUUCUUUGAUCCGGCUUUCCAAACCCUAAGGUAUCCGCAAUAUGACGUGAUGAACGUGAAAGACGGAACUUCUCAAGGAUUUCUGGGGCUGAAAGGUGCAUUAGGGAUUAUUAGUCGGUUUCUCUUUCUGCAGAAUUAG
Molecule: messenger RNA, 654 nt
Organism: Malus domestica (apple)
Lineage: Eukaryota; Viridiplantae; Streptophyta; Magnoliopsida; Rosales; Rosaceae
Source: RefSeq, a predicted model, not a curated record